UUUACUUGCCAAUUCUCUUUCCUUUUACCCCUCUCUCUCUCUCUUCGCAUUCUUCUCCUUGGCCUUCAUCGUGUUCCUUUGGGCAUCUCGGUAGCCCUGAGAAACCCUAGAAAGGGAGAGUUGACCAAGAUCCAAGGGAUCCGUAUAAAAUUGAUGGGAAGAGGGAAGAUUGUGAUCCAAAGGAUCGAUGAUUCGACGAGUAGACAAGUCACUUUCUCCAAACGAAGGAAGGGUCUCAUCAAGAAGGCCAAAGAACUCGCCAUUCUCUGCGAUGCCGAAGUCGGCCUCAUCAUCUUCUCCAGCACCGGCAGGCUCUACGACUUCUCCAGCUCCAGCAUGAAGUCAGUUAUUGAACGAUACAACAAGACCAAGAUGGAGCAGCAACAGCUGUUGAACCCUGAAUCCGAAGUCAAAUUUUGGCAGAGGGAGGCUGCAAUUAUUCGGCAAGAACUCCAUGUCUUGCAGGAAAAUCAUCGGCAGUUGAUGGGAGAAGAGCUAAAUGGUUUGAGCAUCAAAGAUUUGCAAAAUAUAGAGAACCAGCUUGAGAUGAGCUUGCGUGGAAUCCGCAUGAAAAAGGAACAAAUGCUGACAAAUGAGAUCCAAGAGUUGAACCGGAAGAGAAACCUUAUUCACCAGGAGAACAUCGAGUUGUCGAGAAAGGUGCAACGCAUUCAUCAAGAAAACGUCCAACUACACAAAAAGGCUUAUGCGUUGAGCACAAAUGGGUCAUCGCAAAAUGAAUCAGACGAGGCACAAGGCGAGGAAUCCCAUGCACAGAUUCGCCUCCAACUAUGCCAGCCCGAUCAGUCCGCUUACGAGAUUGGCCAACGAAUGAUAUAAACAAACUCUUUAAGUUUUCAUGCAAGUGAAACCUUAUAUUUCGAAGAAGCAUACAAAAAAGAUCUGCCAUAAAAAAAUGUGUGGCGGAGUUCGUGAUCUCGAGGGAAAACGAGGAGACCCACGACGUUAAAUUCCUUUCCUCUAUUCGUCCAUUUGAAGUAGAAAGCGCACAUACAAUACAAGUACCUAGAAGAAUAUUAUACUUGAAAUCAAUUGUUUGUUGUAUUUCGACGUCUAAAUGUUUCCAGCCACCGAAACGUAUCUCUGGUUAUAUAACUUCUUGAUUUUCUUGGAACUCCA
Messenger RNA from Tarenaya hassleriana, 1140 nucleotides. RefSeq names its product agamous-like MADS-box protein AGL21. Lineage: Eukaryota; Viridiplantae; Streptophyta; Magnoliopsida; Brassicales; Cleomaceae. Gene Ontology annotation, biological process: positive regulation of transcription by RNA polymerase II. The record is from RefSeq and is a predicted model, not a curated record. The coding region runs from base 154 to 840 and encodes 228 amino acids. Gene Ontology annotation, molecular function: RNA polymerase II cis-regulatory region sequence-specific DNA binding; DNA-binding transcription factor activity, RNA polymerase II-specific; protein dimerization activity. Gene Ontology annotation, cellular component: nucleus. The transcript is spliced from 8 exons.